GAGCGCGCGUGCACGAGGCGCCACGUCAUGUGUGUGCGCCGCACCAUGGCGCCAGAGCGCGCUGCAUCAGUUCCGCAGCAGCCGCCGCAGACACACACACGCUGCAGUCACUAGCGGCACCCGGAGUCCUGUGGACGCACCCUGACGUAUCCCACACUGCAGCAGCCAGUCCACCCUCACACGCCAUCUAGCGGCCAAGCCAAGUCCCGCUAUCUGGGCGAAAUAAAACAAUGGUGAAGGAGACAAGUGGAUUCAAGUUGUUUCGCUCCCUUGCCGUUGGCCUGAUGUCCGUGGGGCUGAUGGCUGUGGCAAGCCUGGCAGGUGAAAAUAAAGAUGGAGUUGGGUCUAAGAAUAGCUUUGACUUCAAGGAUGUCGACUCGGAUGGCAGUGGAUGUGUGGAAGGUGCGAAGGAGUUGCAAACUUUUCGAUCAGAAGUAAGGAGGAUACUGGGAGAAUCUCUGGGACUCGGGGACCUGGAGAAAGCCCUGCGAGCAGCGAAGAUAACUCUGUCUGCAGACGUCAGUGGCGACGGCAGGAUCUGCGAGUGCGACCUCCUCAGCAUCCUCCUGUCCGAGACGUCCGGACUGGGGCGCCACCAUCAUGCAUUUCGCGUCUACGAGGACGGGUCGAUCUUCGACGAUGUGGACGCGGACAAGGACGGGUAUCUUGGCGAGGACGAGAGCGAGGCGCUGGCUGUGAAGCUGUCCAAGUGUGUGCCGCUGGACAAGGCGCGUGCUGCCGUGCACGCCAUGGCCAAGCUCGCAGCUGAAGAUGGAAAAGUCAGCAGAGAAGAAUACCUUCAGUUCUUAGCGCCAGUGCCCUCCAGUCUUCCUGUUGUACCAGGACCUGCCAGACUCGAUCAGCCUGCACUGCCACAGUCCUUGCAGGCGGCACAGGUCCAGCCAGCGAGCCAGCCAGAGACCACGGUAAAGGUCAUCUCGGUCCCAAAAGUUCAGCAAGGUCAGGCGCGUGUGGACCACUCCCUUGCCUCUCAGUCGCAGCAGCAACAGGAUGAAGGUGUGGUUAGACAAGAUGCUUUUCAACCUCCGUCAGCAACAGCCACAUCAGAUCAAUCAGCUCUGCAUCUGGAACAUGACCUGCAGGAACCUGCAGAGCUCGUGCAGUCAUUUAACGCCUGGCGUCUUCAUCAUCAGCAGCAGGAGUCCCCGGAUGUUGCCGAGGUUCAGCAGGAAAUCCUGCGAGAAACCACGAAUUCGACCAAAACUGUCGGCGCCGACAGUCCCCAACGAUCUGUCGGGAAUUAACCCUCGGUCACACGAGCUCUGCACGUCCAGCAUCCACGCUUGGUACCGCACACCACAGAUACAGUGAGAACACUCUCCACAGACACACAGACAUGAAAGGGUUAACAUGAUCAUGGACGAUGGUCAAGAAUUAUGUUUCUUGUUUCAAGAGGAACAAGAUGGUGGUGUUAUGUACACACAAUUCCCCUUGCUUUGACCCCACCCCACGUUUAUGCCAAUUGAUUCUUUGUGUGCAACAUCCUUUGUACGUCCCUCUGCCUUUCUAUUCUUCUGGAAAACAAUAUUUUGUAGUUAGGUUAGAACAAAUCGUAGAACGACUCUCCCACAAGGGAAAGAUCAAUGAGUAAUUUAAUUAUUUUGUAAGCUAAUGAACUGCACGAAACUGUCACAAAUAUCAUAAUCCUUGCACAAAAUUCAACAUGCAAAUUUUAAAAGUUGAAGCAAGGUGAACAAAGGUAAGAACUGUGUGGUCUCAUCGCAAGGCUUUGAAAUGAAUUCCAUGAAAGAUGAACUACGAAACAACGAGAUACUUUCAUGUACUAUGAUGCCACUUUUCUUUAGAAAUAUUUGAAAACUGUGUAGCAUUCCUGCUACCCUCAUGCGGCCGUAUUUAUUUAAAUUUCAGACUGAACCUUUUUAGUUAUAAUUAUUUAUCGUAGAUUGGUUAUCUAGACAGUUGAUCUUUAAGGAAGGUGUGCAAGUUACCUCUGAUUUUUUCUAUAAAUACCCAUAUCGCCAGGUUCUUCAAUGAAUUCUCAGUAACCGAGGAAUUCUAUUUGCUAGUGUUAAUCGAUGGAACCGUUAGACAGGACCCCAGUCACGAGUUAUUAGGUAAGGUCAUGUGAUCAUAGACGUGAACCCUCGUCAAACGUCCAGUGGACGUAGUGCCGCCGGAAACUACAGAAUAAUAUUAACAUUCCAGCAUUAUCUAAACUAUCGAUAACAUAGUAUUCAAUAUCAAAUUAAUCAAACUUAACGGUGUCCUAUAAUUUGUUGACAUUUCUGAUCAUUCGUUAUGGCAGUGAACGCAGGAAAAAAAACUUAGAUAAAAAAGGAGAUUAUUGAUGAACCCCGUGAAACCGUCCGACAAACACACUCCUUCCUUCUUUUACUCUGUCAUUUCAAUCAACCAGAACCAUAUAAGAAUGUCGAGGCAAAACAUGAGGGAGAAAAUUACAAACAGGUGCAAGUUUUAAUAGCAGUUAUUUUCGUGUCGCCGAGUAGAAAUACACUUACAGGUGUAAGUAAUACAAUGGCGACGAUCCUCUAGAACACCCGAUGGAAGCUUUUGCCUGAUGAAAGUGUAGAUAGGUCUGCCACGGCACCUUUGUAAUGGUUCUUAUUUAUUGAAAUGUCUGAUGAAAUGGCGAUGAAAUUAUUUUAAUUGUAACUUAUUCUUUAUAACUCAUACUUCAGUGACAUUUCAUUAAUCAAUGUAUCAGUUGAUUUAGGGACAUCAGUAAUUUUACAAUAAACUAUAGUGAACUGUUUGCACAUUUUGUCAAAUUUACUACUGAUAUUUUUAUAUCACUCACUCACUCACUCACUCAUUCACUCACUCACUAAGGUGGCUAAUGAGGCUUAUUUAAGAAUAAGACAUAUUUGUUGGCAAUGCCUAUGUUUUGAACGCGUAACCAAAGAGUUUUCUUGUUAUGAAAUAUAUUUCCAUAUGUUUACAUCUACCCAUGUAUUGUUUAACAAAAUGUUUCAAAGACAUAUUUUCAUGAAUAGGAACAUUUUAUGUUUCUGAUCGUGCAAUGGAAAUGUAAUUUUUGAAAAAGUCCCCAGCUCUAAUAAACCUGCGUCAAAGCUUCUAA
Pomacea canaliculata is the source of this 3082-nucleotide messenger RNA. RefSeq lists its product as uncharacterized. The record is from RefSeq and is a predicted model, not a curated record. The transcript has 5 exons. Lineage: Eukaryota; Metazoa; Mollusca; Gastropoda; Architaenioglossa; Ampullariidae. The coding region runs from base 231 to 1265 and encodes 344 amino acids.